UUUCCAUAUGCUUGGGCCAUGGACAUCACAGUACCUCUCACGUGCCAUAUUCCUGCGCAUAUAUAUAUAUAUAUAUAUGCAAGUCCUACGACAGAGAACUAAUAUACUUGAUUAAUAAACAAACAUUAUUAUGCUUUUAUAAUAUAUUAUAUUAUAUUAUAAAAUGUACAUGUAGAGAUAGCUAGAGAGAGACUUGCGUGUGAAGACUUAAUUGGUUCUACAGCUAUUAAUUAAUUCUUAAAUAUUUGUGUUGGAGCCUUCAGCCUUAGAGGUGUAGUGUGAAGAAAUAAUGGGCAAGUUUAGAACGGUGUGUGUCUUCUGUGGCAGUAAUUCAGGGCACAGAAAAAUAUUCAGUGAUGCAGCUCUUGAUCUUGGAAGAGAAUUGGUAGCGAGGAAGAUGGAUUUGGUUUAUGGAGGAGGGAGUGGAGGACUGAUGGGGUUAGUUUCACAAACUGUUCAUGAUGGUGGAUGUCAUGUUCUUGGAGUUAUUCCAAAAGCGCUUAUUCCACUUGAGAUAUCGGGAAGCUCAGUGGGAGAAGUUAUAAUUGUAUCGGAUAUGCAUGAAAGAAAAGCUGAGAUGGCUCGUCGAGCUGAUGCUUUUAUUGCACUGCCUGGAGGAUAUGGAACCAUGGAGGAGCUGCUUGAGAUGAUAACUUGGUCACAGCUGGGAAUCCAUAACAAACCUAUUGAUUUCUUAAUCAAACCAUCAAAAUCGGGGACCGAGUCAUAUGGUGUAUGCGGUUAUGAGUCAGUUCUGGCCCUUCAAAUUGACAGCCGCCCAAAUUAUUAUAGUGACGGCCAUGAUUAAGACUUAACACCCAUUUGAGGGCUCAUAAUAUUUCUCUCUUCUUCAGCGAAAAAAAAAAUAAAACAUAUAUAUAUAUAUAUAUAGAUAGAUAUAGAUAUAGAUAUAUUUCUCUCCUCUUUUAAAUCUUAUUUUUAGCGUGUUUGGUGUCACAACAAUCUAGUAGCCGCCGGUAAAGUCGAAAUGAGACUUUUUGAAUCUUUUACAUAGAAAGUGUGGCUCAUAUUCUCCUUUUGUACUUUUACCCCUAGAAAUUUGAACAUUAUAGAUUGAUGGAAGAUAAUGAUAAGGUGAAAAGUGAAA
Ziziphus jujuba (common jujube) is the source of this 1108-nucleotide messenger RNA. Its product is annotated as cytokinin riboside 5'-monophosphate phosphoribohydrolase LOG8. NCBI's taxonomy places the organism in Eukaryota, Viridiplantae, Streptophyta, Magnoliopsida, Rosales, Rhamnaceae. The coding region runs from base 290 to 808 and encodes 172 amino acids. The transcript has 6 exons. Gene Ontology annotation, cellular component: cytosol; nucleus. Gene Ontology annotation, biological process: cytokinin biosynthetic process. The record is from RefSeq and is a predicted model, not a curated record. Gene Ontology annotation, molecular function: hydrolase activity, hydrolyzing N-glycosyl compounds.